GAGCUGCCAAAGAGGAAGUGCAGCUUGUUUUCUUUCAUUUUCUUGAUUCCUAUGCUGUAGGAAGAUGAAAGGAGAAGGAGGAGGAGGCAACAGCGGCAGCCAAACUUAAUAAAUAAUUCUGACGAUUCCUGAUAUCAAAUGGAGGCCCCAGAGUGGGACCCACUGAAAAAUGACACCCUUCCGCCGACCCUGACGCCAGCUGUCCCUCCGUAUGUGAAGUUGGGCCUGACCAUUGUAUAUACUGUUUUUUAUUCACUGCUUUUUGUGUUCAUCUACGUUCAGCUCUGGCUGGUCCUUCACUACAGGCACAAGAGGUUCAGUUACCAAACUGUCUUUCUGUUUCUGUGCUUGUUUUGGGCCUCUCUUAGGACAGUGCUCUUUUCAUUUUACUUCAAAGACUUUGUUACAGCAAAUUCUCUCAGCCCCUUCAUCUUCUGGCUUCUCUAUUGCUUCCCAGUCUGCCUCCAGUUUUUCACCCUGACCCUGAUGAAUCUUUACUUCACACAGGUGAUUUUCAAAGCAAAGUCAAAAUAUUCCCCAGAGCUACUGAAAUACAGGUUGCCCCUCUACCUGGCUUCUCUUUUCAUAAGCCUCCUCUUCCUCUUGGUGAAUUUAACAUGUGCAGUAUUGGUGAGGACACAGAAUUCAGAGAGGAAAGUCAUUGUCUCUGUCCGGGUGGCAAUUAAUGACACGUUGUUUGUGCUGUGUGCUGUUUCACUCUCCAUCUGCCUGUAUAAGAUCUCCAAGAUGUCUUUAGCCAACAUUUACUUGGAGUCCAAGGGCUCCUCUGUCUGUCAGGUGACAAGUAUAGGAGUGACUGUUAUACUACUUUAUACCUCACGAGCCUGUUACAACUUGUUCAUCCUAUCGUUUUCCCAAACCAAGAAAGUCAACUCCUUUGACUAUGAUUGGUACAAUGUAUCAGAUCAGGCAAAUCUGAAAUGUCAGCUGGGAGAUGCAGGUUACAUAGUAUUUGGAGUGAUCCUUUUCAUCUGGGAGCUCUUGCCUACUUCCUUGGUUGUGUAUUUCUUCCGUGUCCGAAACCCUACAAAAGAUCUGGCCAAUGCAGGAAUGGUCCCAAGCCAUGGCUUCAGUCCCAGAUCUUACUUCUUUGACAACCCUCGCAGAUACGACAGCGAUGACGAUCUAGCGUGGAACAUUGCGCCACAGGGGGCACAGGGCAGUUUCUCUCCAGACUACUACGACUGGAGCCAUCAGAACAACAGCUUCAUGGCUUACAUAGGAUCCCUCCAACACGAUCCAGCACUGGACACAGACCGGCCAAGCCCUAUAUAACAUCAAUCAACUACAGCAUUCCAGGACAUUCCGAUAUUAAAACCAAUAUUCUGAAAAACAAAGCUUAGCAACUUUUCCUCAGCUUUUGGUUUUAAGAAGUAUUCCUAUGCACAGAUAAAUGAAGAACCUUGCCACGAGCUUUCCAUAGUUCAAGGAGAAGUAUAAGCUAAUGAUUUAAAGUUUGAAGACUGUUCCAGUUAAUACCUUGUUCUAAGCCAGGGUGGUUUUGGCUUUGAAUAGAGUUGUUAGGAAAUAUAAUUUAAUCAUUUUUAUGCUCAUUUUAAAAGAGCAAAUUUCAUGAAGUUGAACGGCAUAAUUAUUUUCUAAGUAUUUUUAUUUUUACACUGUGUAUUAGGUUAGAAAUAUAUGAUUAUGAUGAAUAUACUGUAAACACGUGAAUGGGUUUUUCAAAUGCAUGACAGUUGCAAUUCUUACAUGCACAUAAAAGCCUGUAAGGAAAAAAAUACAAACCCAAUUAAAUACUGUAUUUUCAAGUUA
Molecule: messenger RNA, 1794 nt
Organism: Myiozetetes cayanensis
Lineage: Eukaryota; Metazoa; Chordata; Aves; Passeriformes; Tyrannidae
Gene: GPR137B
Product: G protein-coupled receptor 137B
Exons: 7
Coding region: 139-1296 (385 amino acids)
Biological process (GO): positive regulation of TORC1 signaling; negative regulation of bone resorption; negative regulation of osteoclast differentiation
Cellular component (GO): lysosomal membrane
Source: RefSeq, a predicted model, not a curated record